UUGCACCUUGGAUACAUUUCAUGAGGACACAGUAUCUUGUAUUACUGAACUGUCCAUGACUAAAGAUGCUACCACUGUUCUCCAACAGAGAGAUGAUCCAUCAUCCUGCUGUUUCAAAAGAUUUUGGUCUGCUUACCAUCGUGGAAGAGAGUAUAUGUCCACUUUCUUUUUGAAUCCUUCCAAUUAAAUGGACAACAUCCCAAAUCUUCAUAUGAGAGAGCCUGGACAUUAUAGAUCUUCUGGGGCAUCAGUUCUUGGCAAUUUGCAGUAUCAUAAUUAUUCAUCUUCCCUUGCUAUUUCAGACACAUUAGCGGCAGGCGACACUCAACCUCAGCAGAACUCCAUUGAGCUUCCAGUUUCACUAGGCUCGACUCGAGGGAAUCUUGAAACGGUCACUUCCUGUACUGGUGAGCAUGCUUAUGGCUCAUGGAAGGAUGGGAAAAAUGAGAUGUCAUUCAUGCAAACAGUUAGUGUUGCAAUAGAGGAUGAGGAGGAUCUUCUUCAUGGCAAUGAACCCCAGAUUAGUCUGCAGAGAGAGUUGGGCAUGUUAGAUAGGCAGAGCUUGUCCGUGCAGCUGUCAGAUGUUUCAACCAUGCCUUGCCAAGGAUUGUCACUGAGCCUAACCACACAAAUUCCAGUCCCUUCAAUCCAGUAUCUGCCUGGUAGCUCUGAUCUCUCUCUCUUUUGUCCUCAUCAAACAACCUCCGGAAGUGGUGUGUCAUGCAGAAAUCAAAAUUAUCAGAACAUGACUGUGCAUGCUAACAAUUGCCAGCACAGCCAUCCAAGUGUUGCUAGUCCAGUUCUAAAUUUUAAGUAUCUAAAGGCAGGACAACAAUUACUUAAUGAAGUUGUAAAUGUCCACAAGGCUCUGAAGCAACAUUCAGAUAAAGCUCAAAAUCUUCAUUCUUCUCCUAUUAACAGUAUGGAUAAGGAUGGUACUGCAAAAUCAAAAGGUGAAGGAAAGUCAACAAACCCUCAAGACUCUACCAUCAACUCGUCUACUGAGCUGUCACUCUCUGAAACGCAGGAUCUUCAAGACAAAGUGACCAAACUACUGGCAAUGUUGGAUGAGGUGCAUAUUUCUUUUGCUAUUGACCUCCAUAAAUUUUUCUUUUGCAUACCCAAUUUUUUUACUAUGAUUCUUUCAAAAUUGGACUUUUGAUAAACAUAACUGUGGUUAAAAACUUAAAAUUCAUGUGGAAGUGUUCUAAAAUUGAAUUUUUGGUUGUGUACUGUGACAUUCCCCUGCCUUGUCCUAUGCACCAGAUUUGCAUUUCAAAUGCCUCUAAAGUAUGUAACUCUGCCAACUG
This is a messenger RNA of Musa acuminata AAA Group (dessert banana), 1310 nucleotides long. RefSeq lists its product as uncharacterized. The record is from RefSeq and is a predicted model, not a curated record. The transcript has a single exon. Lineage: Eukaryota; Viridiplantae; Streptophyta; Magnoliopsida; Zingiberales; Musaceae. Bases 188 to 1162 code for a protein of 324 amino acids.